AUGAAGAUUUCAAAGUUUCUAAGGAAUUUUGGUUCUCUCUACGUCUGGGGUGAAGGGAAAUACCUUGGCCAUAAUAAACCUCCAGGCACAAAAUUAUUUACUCCAAAACGAAUAGAAAAGACAGGUGAUAACCAAGAUUUCAAUGAAGAUGUAAUUUAUGUCUCAACUGGUCCUUCUCAUUGUGGGUUUAUUACAAGCUCAGGCGAUGUCUACACAUUUGGAAAAAACAACCAUCUUCAGCUAGGCCAUACAUCUAAUUUCACCUUAGGUCCAAUGAAAGUUCCCUCAGUUCCACCUAUGAAGCAAAUUGAAUGUGGUGAAUUGCACACCAUAGCCCUUUCAGAAUCUGGAGAGGUCUACUCAUGGGGCUAUGCAAGCUCUCAAAAUCCAUUACGCAAGAUCUUUAAAUGGCGCUCACGCAAUACUUUAGGAUAUUUUUCAGAAAAUAAAGCUGAGCUACCCAAAAAAAAUCGAUGCAAUCCAGGACCAUAUCAUAGAAAUUGCUUCAGGAAGCCGGCAUUGUUUAGCCUUAACUGAUGAAGGCAACAUUUAUGCAUGAGGAAAUAA
Molecule: messenger RNA, 567 nt
Organism: Blepharisma stoltei
Lineage: Eukaryota; Ciliophora; Heterotrichea; Heterotrichida; Blepharismidae
Source: the annotation of a GenBank genome assembly